UUUUUUUCUUUGUUUUUUUAUUAAACGCCCGCUCAAAAUUGCAUUGUACUUUUUUAUUUUUAUUUAUUUUAUCUCAUUCACACAUAAUCUUUUCUCUUCUUUUUAAUUUUUAAUUUUAAUUUUUCUCAAAUGGCCACCACACUGCAGACACUGCCCAAGCAGAUACUCGAAAAAAUAGUCUACCACUACUACGACCGGCAACUACCCAAAUUCCACCCGAAAUUUUACAAAGUCUAUGAGGAUUUCCGGCAACUAUCACAGCUCUGCCACAGCCUGCGACAAGUAGCGCGGCCAUACACUUACAGAAGGGUAAUAUUUGAGCGAUACAACCUUGCAGUUGAGGGCGUUGAGCCCAAUGGACUGACACACGAGGCAUUGAUGGCUGCGAAGAAACUGUCGCCGGUUACACGGUGGAAAUCAAACCACCGGUUGAUUGAGAAGCUGGGAUUGUUUGAGCAGGUUGAGGAGGUGGUGCUGAGCACGUAUGAUCGGUAUCCGGAUCCGAAAGACGUUCUGGAGAUGCUAAGGCAGCGUGGAUUUAAUCGACACAUGUAUCCGAAUGCCACAGUGCUCAUUGUGAAUUUCAAGUCGGACUAUGACCUGGACGACAAGGCGGUGGCAGCAGCUUCAGUGAAAGCAGCUGGAGCCGGAGCCGGAGCCAGCACAGCAGCGGCAGUGGCGGCGGACGUAGAGAGCUGUGGCGAGUGGAUCCCCGACCAGGCAUUCAGUGACCUGGCACAGUAUCUUUUGGCGGCGCUGCCCAGUGUGGAUACUCUGUGGAUGGACGACAAUCGGUGCUCGCGUGUUGGGCCGCGCAGCGCCAUGACUCCGUAUAUUGCAGCGCACUUGGAGAAGCUCAAGCGCAUGCAUUUGCGGUUCUCCCAUAUGCCGGCAUUUGGAGUCAAGGUGCUGCCGCCGCAGAUCACGCAUCUGACUAUUUCCGUGCACAGCGCGUACGAUUAUGUUGAUAUUCCGCGCAUCGUUACGCCAGCGCUGCAGUCACUGACGCUGAGCGCGAUUCCGAUCCACUACUUGUGGGACCGGUUCUGCCAGUCACCUGUGGGAAGCGCCGGCAGCAAAACGCAGCAGCUGGAGACGCCGGGGAUCAUUGAUUUUCCCGAGCUGCGCGAGCUCAACCUGACGUUCCACGUGCCAUACCGCACGGUGCCGUCGGGCAAGAGCGAGGAGGACCUAGUGUGGGAGCGGUACAACAAGGAGGGGCCAGAGCCCAAGCCCCCCGUUAGCUACAAGGGCAACCCGCGUCUAAAGACCAUCUCGAUUAAGGAGCGCACACCCAAGUACACUGUGCUGCGCACGGACACGCGACGACCGCGGUUCCCCAAGCUGCGCCACCUCAACCUGAACAUGUACCCGGGCCGCGUACAUGAGUUUCUGCGGGACAUCCCGACCGAGCAGCUCUUGUCGCUGAGCAUUUCCGGCGACCUUGUCGCGUACAAGGCCCUGAGGCUGCGCGGAUUCGCGUCCCUAGUUUCUGUGGAUAUCUCGCACUUCUCGGUGUCGCGCCAUAGGCACUCUCCGCACGCCAACCGCCUGCUCGCGCAUGUGCUGGCACUGGCAUCGCCCAGUCUGCGCACAAUGUCCAGCACGAUGUCCUCGGAUUACCGCCUGGCCCUGCCGCCCCCCGGCCGUAUCCUCUGCACGCACCUGCGCAGACUAACCCUGACUGCGCAGAUCAGCUACGCGGAUGUCCCUGAUCUUUUGCGCAGGCUGCCCUUGCUGGAGCACUUUGAACUGCAGCGCGCCCUGCUGGUUACUCCACCGGCUGAGGCGCUGACACCGGAAGGCCUGGCGCGGCAUUUUUUGAUGUCUGAUGAUAAGAGCCCAGUGAGUACGAGCGUGAUAAAGUUUGCGCCGGAUGUGAUGUGCCGAAAUGCAACAGAUGAGCUGGUGUUUUAUAAUAUUUUCAUGCUGAUUUCGAGGAUGCCCUCGCUGUGUGUUUUGAAGAUGUUUAGCUUUUACUCGACACAUUUCUUUGAUGAAUUGCUGCCGAUGCUGAAUAUUCCAAGCCUGUUUCCGUUUAUUCGCCAUUUGAUCAAGCUAGAAUGCGUUGAUCGGUAGAACAAUAAGACAUUCGCGCAUUUAUGAUACAUGUACUUUUAAUAUAAUUGUUAAAAUUGAGAAUGACAACUUGUAAAAAAAUAUUUAAAUGUAAAACUCAAUUGUGCGUAUUCAUUCGAAAGUCGCUUUGCUUUUUUGUUUUUGACCCGU
This is a messenger RNA of Kickxella alabastrina, 2229 nucleotides long. RefSeq lists its product as uncharacterized. Bases 130 to 2079 code for a protein of 649 amino acids. The record is from RefSeq and is a predicted model, not a curated record. Lineage: Eukaryota; Fungi; Kickxellomycota; Kickxellomycetes; Kickxellales; Kickxellaceae. The transcript has 2 exons.